Messenger RNA from Homalodisca vitripennis (glassy-winged sharpshooter), 681 nucleotides. Its product is annotated as protein-associating with the carboxyl-terminal domain of ezrin-like. The coding region runs from base 36 to 503 and encodes 155 amino acids. The transcript is spliced from 4 exons. The record is from RefSeq and is a predicted model, not a curated record. NCBI's taxonomy places the organism in Eukaryota, Metazoa, Arthropoda, Insecta, Hemiptera, Cicadellidae.
UAUAUUCCAUUUAUAUUUUUAGGUUCCACAGCCAUAUGAUGGGUAAUGAAAGGAGUCAGCCAACAGGACUGUCAAUUGAUGAAACAGCGACUGAAGUAACUGACAGCUGGUCACUUCAUGGAGCAACUUAUGCAGUUGGAAGUGUGCCAAAGAUAUCAGUUUUUGUCACAUCAUGUAGUAAUUCCUCUGAAGUCUCUCAGUUGGAAAAAUUCACAAAGAAUGUUAUGUUAUACCGUCAUCCUUGCAUCUUAAAAUAUGUAGCAAGCUGGAAGAAAGGAUGGAAGUUUCACUUGGCCACAGAACAAGUACAGCCUCUUGCUCAGGUUCUUCCCUCUCAAACUGCACUCCAAGUCUGUGUGGGUCUGCAGAACAUUCUGAAAGCUCUGGUCUUCCUUCACGAAUCUGGGUCAGCAUCACAUAAUAAUGUUUGUAGGGCUGCUAUUAUAUGUCACUCAAGGAGGUUCAUGGAAGCUAGGAGGAUUAGAGUAUCUUUGCAGAUGUAAUGAUAUGAGCAGCAGUUAUCUUGAAGAGACACGCAAGAGCCGGUAUGAACCUGCCAUUGCUCCUAAUGAGGCUGAACAUCUGCCCCAGCCUCCGACAGCUGUGGACAGCUAUGCAUUUGGAGUUCUUGCCCAAGAGGUAUCUCUCUAACAAACAAGCAGGUAUUAUUUUUAAGAUCUG